Molecule: messenger RNA, 1082 nt
Organism: Drosophila willistoni
Lineage: Eukaryota; Metazoa; Arthropoda; Insecta; Diptera; Drosophilidae
Gene: RagA-B
Product: ras-related GTP-binding protein A
Exons: 4
Coding region: 109-1029 (306 amino acids)
Biological process (GO): cellular response to amino acid stimulus; regulation of autophagy; positive regulation of TOR signaling
Cellular component (GO): Gtr1-Gtr2 GTPase complex; lysosome; nucleus
Molecular function (GO): GTP binding; GTPase activity
Source: RefSeq, a predicted model, not a curated record
GUCUUUGUCCUGCACUAAUUCGUAUUAGAAAUUCCCUUGUAUUGUUAUUUGUCUUUGUAAAAGAAAAAUAAAAUAGAGUCCCUAACGUACCAGCACUAGCCUAGCAGAAUGAAGAAGAAGGUACUCCUGAUGGGCAAAAGUGGCUCUGGAAAGACCAGCAUGCGCUCCAUUAUAUUUGCCAAUUACAUUGCCCGGGACACAACACGCCUUGGAGCAACAAUUGAUGUCGAGCAUUCACAUGUCCGCUUUUUGGGCAAUCUGGUAUUAAAUCUAUGGGAUUGCGGUGGCCAGGAAGGAUUUAUGAAACAAUAUUUUGGACAGCAACGCGACAAUAUCUUUCGCAAUGUUGAAGUUCUUAUCUAUGUCUUCGAUGUGGAGAGCCAGGAAAUGGAACGUGAUAUACAUUAUUAUCAAAGUUGCCUGGAGGCAUUGCUCCAGAACUCGCAGGAUGCGAAAAUCUUUUGUCUGGUGCACAAAAUGGAUCUGGUGCCGGAAGAGCAUCGUGAUAAUGUGUUCAAGCAACGAGAAAAUGAUCUCAUAAGUCUAUCCAAACCGGCUGGUGUUACAUGCUUUCGUACUAGCAUCUGGGAUGAGACACUAUACAAAGCCUGGUCUUCCAUUGUCACCAUGCUGAUACCCAAUGUAGCCGCUUUAGAGAAUUCGGUAACACACUUUGCCAAUGUGAUUGAGGCCGAUGAGGUCUUGCUUUUCGAAAAGGCCACCUUUCUGGUCAUCUCUCAUUGCCAGAGCAAAAAGAAUCGGGACUCGCAUCGCUUCGAAAAGGUGUCCAACAUUAUUAAACAAUUCAAAUUGAGCUGUUCCAAACUCGGUGCUAAAUUCCAGUCCACCGAGGUGCGCAAUAGUGCAUUUGCCGCCUUCAUUGAUACCUUUACUAGCAAUACCUAUGUAAUGGUUGUCAUGUCCGAUCCCACUUUGCCCUCGGAGGCAACUUUGGUUAACAUUCGGAAUGCCCGUAAAUAUUUCGAGGAAUUGGAGAAUCCAAAUCAUAAUCACAAGUAUCAAUAUUGAAAUUGUUUACCGUUAUGCCACAUUUCCUUUUUUCAAUAUAUUCUUUUAUCCUC